CUCGCAACUCAUCGUCUUUUUCCGAUUCCAUUCCGUUGUUGUCCAACCUACCCCUGUCGCCCAAAAAGCAAAACGCAAACAUCAACCUCCUACUGCAAUAUGAACUUCUCCAAAAUCGCCGUCGCUGCCCUCAGCUUCAACUGUUCACCUUGGUUCGUCCAAGGAGAUCAUGAUGAAAUAAAGCAUAAGGUAGGACCAUGGGAGCUCCAUCCAAUCGGUAACGAUGACACCGGCACCACAUUUGCUUUUAUAAACACAGGUGAUGGAGCUGAUCCUAUGAUCGAUGUUGUUCUCCACGUUGAAGGAGAUUUUGGUUCUACACCAACGAUUGAGGUGUUUACAGGAGGCAAAGAAAGCGAGGCGUGCGACCUUGGAAACAAGAUUGUGGAUGGCCAUGAAGGCUACACCUAUGAAUUUAAAGGAAUAUCGUCUGGUUCACCUUAUGAUGAUUUGAGGGUUACAAGCGAUGGAAGUAUUGGUACGUUAGGCCAUUGGCGACAACGAAUAGCUUUCUGGAAGGGUGUUUGUGAUGGGUGGAUCCCAUGAAAUUUAAGUUAAUCCUCAUCAUACUCUUCCUCUGUGCUCUCAUUGUACUGUUGUUAUUAGGUCAAGCUGUAUUCAAAAUGAAGCUACACGAUGAUUUAGCCUGGACAAUUAGAAAUUCAGACAACCCGAAUAUUGGUACUUUUAAGGCAUGUGCUCGGGUUUCCAAGAAGCAUGAUAACGAAUAUAUCUCCUUUGUUGACACAUUGGUUAAGGUUCAUUUCGAUGCGGAAGGGAGGUUUGAUACGGACUUUUCCAUUGUGGGCACCAGCAUCAUGUCAUUGGAACAAAAUGAAAAGGAGACAGUCGAGCUGGACUCCUAUCUGUGUGGUCAAUCUGAUUCAGGAAACCCAGAACGCGAAUACAAGGUUGGUCAGAGCUUCUCCAUCUGCGUUGGUCCUACUAAUGCAGAGAAGGAGAAGUAUGACUAUGUUGCCGUGGUUGGAUUCGAAAAUGUGCAGUGUGGACCAGCCAAAGUGGUGGUAGAUGGAAUAGCGACGGCACUGACACAAGUUAACACUAAUCCCCAAGAGUACAGGAAGGCUGAUGAACCUGUUGAAUCGGGCGUUUCGUCUUUUGGCACCGUAGUGACUCCCGGGUAUUAUUCAGCCGAUAAACCUACGGCCACGUGCUCAGGCACGGUGAAGCUGAGCUUCACCAACCCCAAGCCAUUACUCCAGUAUGAGAAAGUGGGAUGCGGAUUCAUAAGGAAUGAUCCUAUGGAGCAAUAUCCCUUAGAUAGUGGUGGGACCGAGGAUGACGUGAAGCGAUGCAAUGAUCAUUGCAGUGAUGGAGGAUAUGAGUACUUUAUUUUGGGUUGCCCACACACUAUGGUUGAUGAUAGUCCUCCUGAAUUUUUUUGUGUUUGCACCUCUGGUCAUGACCUCGAGGUAACCAGUGAGACAUGCCCUGGUUCGGAAACUGGUAUUAACUUUUGUAAUCCUGAGCUCGUCGAAGACAGUCUGUAUGAAUGGGCUGUUUCUGACCAUGACUUGGCGUUUGCGGUCUACGACGUGACACCCCCAAAUCGUCGAUUGACUGGCAGCUUCAUGUCUGCGGUCUACAAGGUGACACCCCCAAAUCGUCGAUUGACUGCCAGCUUCUCGACCAACAGCGGUGAUCUCUUGCAGCGCCACCUCCAAGAAAGCGGCAACAAGGCGGACACCAGCGGCUCCUUUGGCACUGAGGUUCUUCUCUCGCGAGAGGAAAAUGUGGAUGCCGCCUUUGGCGGCCUUGCGGCUCCGGCAGCAGACACUGGUGCAGUGCCAACCACUGUGACGGCAACCGCCGUGGGUGCCUUUGUUGCUGCCGCUGCUUCCCUGGUCUGAGCAGGCAACAAACUUGAACCGACACCARUAUUACACAGGAGAGAAAAAAACUGCAUAUUCCCAUUACCAACCAAUACAUGUCCAGGAGCCAAAAGAUACACGGCUGCGCUGCGCUGCGCUGCCCGGCCCGCCCAUUGAGGCGUAAAAUAAAAGCAAAGAAAAAAC
Messenger RNA from Pseudo-nitzschia multistriata, 2036 nucleotides. The record is from the annotation of a GenBank genome assembly. Lineage: Eukaryota; Bacillariophyta; Bacillariophyceae; Bacillariales; Bacillariaceae.